AUGACGGUGAAGAAGAAUCAGACUCUGCAGAAUGGAAGUGCCAAGGAGAACGUGCUGCAGAGGGUCCUGCAGCUGCCGGUGGUGAGCUCGACCUGUGAAAGCCUCCAGCGGACCUAUGCCAGCACCAAGGAGGCCCACCCGCUCAUGGCCUCGGUGUGCGAGGUCUACGAGCGGGGCGUGCAGGGUGCCAGUGCCUUGGCCAUGUGGAGCGUAGAGCCCGUGGUGCGCAGGCUGGAGCCUCAGUUCGCUGUGGCUAACAACCUGGCUUGCCGGGGCUUGGAUCACCUGGAGGAGAAGAUCCCUGCCCUCCAGUAUCCCGUCGACAAGCUCGCGUCCGAACUGAAGGGCACCAUCUCCUCUCCGCUCCAAAGUGCCAAAAGCACCAUUGGCACCUCCAUGGAUAAGAUCAUGGAGCUGGCGGCGGAGGGCUAUGAGGCCACCAAGAGCACGGUGGAAACAACAGCAAAGUACACGAGGAGGAACUCGGUGAGCCAAAUGGCAGCCGCAGGGGUCGACACGGCCCUGGGAGGCCUGGAGAAGCUGAUGGAGUACCUGUUGCCGGAGGAGGAUGAAGAAGCAGGUAAGACGCGUGAGUCAGCAGUAAAGGUCUCCCAGCAGCAGCCCAGCGCUCCCAGUACUCCCAGCACCCUGGGCCGGAUUGGCGCCUUGGUUAGCAAUGUCUCCCACCGCGCUUACCAGCAAACCACCCAAAGCCUCCAGCGUGCCAAAGCCAAAGGGCAGGAGCUGGCCACCUGGAUCCCCAUCCUGCCGAUCUCACCCGAGGCACCGCGGGUCCACGGUGAUGGGCAGAGCACCGCGGCCGGCUGGCUGAGCCGGCGGCAGAGCAAGGUGCCGGAGCAGAAGCAGGAGAAGGCGGGAAAGAAAGACAACAACCACACCAAGGAG
Molecule: messenger RNA, 906 nt
Organism: Fulmarus glacialis (Northern fulmar)
Lineage: Eukaryota; Metazoa; Chordata; Aves; Procellariiformes; Procellariidae
Gene: PLIN1
Product: perilipin 1
Exons: 6
Biological process (GO): lipid metabolic process
Cellular component (GO): lipid droplet
Source: RefSeq, a predicted model, not a curated record